Messenger RNA from Hylaeus anthracinus, 3979 nucleotides. It is a transcript of the gene spir, whose product is annotated as protein spire. The coding region runs from base 193 to 2973 and encodes 926 amino acids. Gene Ontology annotation, cellular component: cell cortex; cytoplasmic vesicle membrane. The record is from RefSeq and is a predicted model, not a curated record. Gene Ontology annotation, biological process: Golgi vesicle transport; establishment of meiotic spindle localization; polar body extrusion after meiotic divisions. The transcript has 15 exons. Gene Ontology annotation, molecular function: actin binding. NCBI's taxonomy places the organism in Eukaryota, Metazoa, Arthropoda, Insecta, Hymenoptera, Colletidae.
GCGGAGGACCAGAAAGAUACAUCAGUCAACUUGUUUGCGUUUAAUUCGAAGUACGUGCGUGAAUUCAUCCAACAGGAUAAGUGUCCGGGGUUGCUGAAGAAAUCACGAAACUCUUCUCAAGCGACGGUGUAUCAGCAUAACACUUGCUGAUACUAGAAACACGAAGGAAGAAAAGUGAAAGUACACGUAAAAAUGACAACGCACGAGAGGAAGUCAACGUCGUGCGACGACGGCCUCGAAGUCUCGGACGAUGAGAAGAAAACUAUCGAGAAUAAAGGAGACGAAGAAACAGCAACGAAGAGACCAAAGUGCAGACUCGACGCUGAUGGUCGACUGAAUCUGAAAGAUAUUUUAUUAUCCUUCAAUGGACCAGUCAGCCAGGAACAAGCGUGGGCUCUGUGUUAUCAAACGGCCAAGAGUUUGUCACGUUUGCCGAACAGCAAUUUCUAUGAACUCUCAGAGUUAUCGCAGAUCGUCCUUCACAAGGAUGGCGACGUUUGGCUUGGCGAUUUAAUCGAAUCGAAACAACCCACAGUUUCGGAAGAAAAGGCGAUGUUUUCAUUAGGCAUGAUGAUUUUCAAAGCGCUUGAUUUCGGCCUAGACGAACAGGAAGAAAGGCCUCUAUCACCGGAUCUAGAAGGUCUCAUAACGUUAAUGACUAGCUCGAGUGGAGGAUGCGAAGGGGAAACGGAAGAACGUCGACAGGAAACAGACGACGAAGGCAUCGAGCGCGACUCCAGCGAUGCCGAUGUCGAUGAUUUCUCGUUACAAAAAAAUAAUGAUACCUUCACAGAAAGACCGUUAAUAUACUCGUUAAAAAAUGUUAUGCACUUAUGUACCAGGCACAUGAAAACUACCGUUGAGUCUGCAGAAGCUCACUAUAAGGCUGUAAUACGGGCAUUUGUAGCAGAGGCUUUGGAAUUGUCGCAAUUUCUUGAUACAGUGGCGGCUGAGAAACUGCAAGCGUGUCAAAGGGAUGAAGCCAACAGUGAUGACAAUAAGCUGAACUCGAUGUCUGUUCAGAAUCUCGAUACGUUAGAUUUCAUUGAUUGGACUGACAUUAGGAUUUGGCGGGCUAUACAAGCACGAUUUUGGGUACAAGUUAUCCAAGAGUUGAGGAAAGGGGUGAAACUGAAAAAGGUAGAAGCCAACUUGGGUUCGAAGACCACAACUCGAGGACGUGGAAAAGGGGCAGAGUUUGAGUUGACCCCGUACGAAAUCUUAAUGGACGAUAUUCGAGAGAGGCGGUAUCGUCUCAGGAAAACACCGUCACCGACGCCGCACUUGCGAAAAGACGCACACGCGAUUAUUCUCGAAUUUAUUCGAAGCAGGCCUCCUCUAAAAAAGGCAUCCGAGAGACAGCUACCACCGCUGCAAAAGAACUGGACCUUACGAGAAUUACUCAUGGAGAGCAUAAAAAAGCCACCGAACUUAAGAUCUUCGCGCAACAGAUACGUUCCUAAGAACGAGAGAACAUCUCCCCAGAGUGAUCAAACUCACAGUAGCUCUGACAUCAAAGGAAACGAGUCACCCACAGCGCCGAAGCCUUCUCGAAGAGAUCUGGAUGGUUCGAAUUCUACGACGAGCAGACGGAAAGUAAUACCUGUGGAUUUUGACUUGAAGCUCGACGCCGAAGACGACGACGACGAUGAAGAUUACAACGAGGAAUUCACGGUAACAAGAUUCGAGGAAGAGGAUGAAGCAAUGAAUUACUGGCAUCUUAAAGAGGACUACUCUUUCGCGGACAGAGGCAGUAGUCGCAAUAGACAUAAAGAUCACAGAGACGAAGAUGAAGCGUGUUCUGCUAAUCCUUGGCGAAAGACGGGUGGGCUUCGUUUAACGAGAAACGAGUAUCAUCGAUUCUGCGAUGCUCAACUUGAAUCUUACGACCUCGCAACACAAUGCCCAUCUAGAAGAGCAUCGGCUCGAAAACACGCGGCUAGGCGCAGUAUAGCCCUCACAGCAUUAACCGGUACAACUUCUCUUCCUCAUUCGAGACCGCAGAGUCGUCAGCACGUAGGCGUGACAGAGUCCGCGUUGAGUCAGGGUCCGAGUCCCAAUAUUAGCCUGAACCCUAGUCCAAGUUUGAGUCCUCAGCCGAGAGCAAGACAGCCUCGUCGUUCCCAAACGAUUGCUGAAGGUACAAAGGAUACCGAACAUCACACCGAAGACUGGCAAGAUGAUAAAGGACAGAAACCUACAUUGGGUGACAUGUUCCUGGAUGAAAGACUUUCCCUAACUCUCGAAGAGAUCGUUCACAUACGUAGUGUACUCACCAAAGCCGAAUUGGAAUCUCUACCUGUAGAAGGUCGCGUGAAGGAAGAUGUGGAAAAAAGGCGGGUCUGUUUCCUCUGCCUGAAGACUCGAUUUGGACUCUUAGGUCCUUGGGGACAACGUUGCCGUUUAUGCGAAAGAACCGUAUGCGUCAAGUGCUAUUCAAAAAUGCGAAUCCCAACAGAGCAUUUCGCACAUGUUCCCGUGGUUUUGCUGUCACCUGGUCUUCUUCUUUCGCCGUCGUCAUCGGAACCGGAUACCAGCAAGAGUUCCUGGCUUAGGGGCAACGGAGCAGCUGGAUCUGCACCGGCAUCGCCAGCCUCUAGGCGCAAAGACUCGUCACUGAAAAGCGCAACACCUUCAUCAACGCCGACUACAACACCUGUUUUGAUACUUACACCGACUUCGACACCACCUUCUCACGCCCGUAGAGAAGUGGAGAGUCUUGAUAAAAGGAGUUUCAAGAACAGCGGUAGUCCAGCCAACGUAUCAUCGCCAAAGACAUUCUCCAGUUUCUCUAGUCACUCUUCGGAGCAACGAUUGGCCGCAGAAAGAUUGCGCGGCGUCUCCAUGGUCGUCUGUCACGAUUGUCGCAUAAUGGUGAUACAAAUAAUUAAAAGUUCAAGAACAACACGGGCUACGAUACGCAACAAUGUCAUUUCGCGACUUACUUUAAACCUUUCGCCAGCCUACGUUUGAAAUUCUUUCCCCAUCUCUCUCCAGAAAUCGGAUGUUCUUAAGCACCAGAUUUCUAUUGGAAGAAAGCGCAUUGUCUCGUUUUCAAUUCUACUAAAUGGGUAAAAUGCUACUAUGCCAGUAAGUGAGGCACGUAGAUGAGAUUUCUUCUCCUUGUAUCAACGUCUUCUCGUUCUCCUUCUAUAAGUAAUCUUCUGCGAAUAGUCACCAGUAUCUCUUACAAUACAACGAGCAUAUCAGUUGCUACGAAUUGUAAUCGUAUUUCAAAGGGUCAACUGUCAUAUUGGUUCUAAAAUUUAAUAUGCAACGACGACGAAGCAUUAUAGACUAUCAUUUACGUUUGACGAGGCUCUGAAGCGGAUUUUUUAAAUAUCUGUAUAAAUAAUUUAUUUCUUCCCUGCUGUGCAGUUACCUGAAACGAUAAUUGAAUAAGUAUCGCUCGAGGUAGUAUUUUUUUAUGAAACACAUAGAAGCAGAUUAUCGUUUAUCGCCAACAGGUCAGGAAACUUUGUUUAAAAAUUGAAAGUAGAACAUGUUGGAAGUACGGUGUGGAAACAGAAAAUAGGUCUAAAAGUAUUUCAGUAAUUAAUGGUGGAAUUUCAAACAUGAGGAAUCUUGUACGAAAAACCGGCAUUACAGUGGCAUCUAAUAUAGUCUACGUACCUACAUACAGGCUUAUAUCUAAGUAGUAUCGUUAAUGCAUGCAAAUUUGAAAAAUGAUAUAGUUAGAGUCGAAUAUUUCAUUACGAUGGCUAAGGCUCUGUUUUGGUUCGCAACGAUGGUGAACUACUUUUGCUUCCCAAUUCAAUGAUAAUUAUUAUAGAGAUAAAUUUAAUCAUAAAAAUAAUGCUAACUACGCUGUGUGUAUUCUCAACUCAUAAAAGUUGAGAGUCCUUGUUUAACCCGAUUGAUUGUUUCGGGCAUGAAUAUUAUGUACAUUUGCUCCCAAGUUGUUGUGAACACUAAAUCUAAGUAACAUCGCAUUAAAAGUAAAAUUUAGUUCAGGAAA